Messenger RNA from Clarias gariepinus (North African catfish), 1256 nucleotides. Its product is annotated as ATP-sensitive inward rectifier potassium channel 1-like. Gene Ontology annotation, cellular component: plasma membrane. The coding region runs from base 111 to 1223 and encodes 370 amino acids. The record is from RefSeq and is a predicted model, not a curated record. Gene Ontology annotation, biological process: potassium ion import across plasma membrane; regulation of monoatomic ion transmembrane transport. Gene Ontology annotation, molecular function: ATP-activated inward rectifier potassium channel activity. NCBI's taxonomy places the organism in Eukaryota, Metazoa, Chordata, Actinopteri, Siluriformes, Clariidae. The transcript has 2 exons.
AGAGAGAGAAAGAAGUAAGAAAAAAAAGAAAAAAAAAUACCUCAUUUUAAUCUUACUUGGAUAUCCACUAAAGAGCUUCUUAAACAGACUGAGAUUCCUGAAUUUUUAAAAUGGUGUACUACCUGAGACAGAUCCUCAGAAACUACAUGACCAAACGCAGACUUUGCCAAAAACGAUUGGUGACCAAGCAUGGCCACUGUAACAUUGAAUAUGGCAAUGUGAGAUACAGCAACUUAUUUGCUUUUGUGCUAGACUUCUGGACCACCUUUGUGGAGAUCCGUUGGCGCUUUGUUUUUGUCUUUUUUGUGGCCUCAUUCACUCUCAGUUGGUUUAUUUUUGGACUUUUAUGGUAUUGGAUUGGCCAAAACAAUGGAGAUCUGGCAUGGCAAAAUCCCUCAACUAACCACAAAGUUUGUGUACGUAAUGUAUAUGGACUGACCACUGCCUUCCUUUUCUCCCUGGAAACACAAACAACUGUGGGCUUUGGAGGACGAGAUAUCACUCCAAACUGUCCUAGUGCUAUUGCUCUCAUCAUUAUCCAGACUCUUGUUGGGGCUCUCAUUAACUGCUUCUGGUGUGGAGUGGUUAUGACCAAAAUUGCUCUGCCCAAGAACAGGGUUAAGACCAUAGCAUUUAGUGAGAUGGCAGUUAUCUGUUUAAACAGAGGAGUCCUCUGUUUGCAGAUAAGAGUGGCUAACUUGCGUAAGUCUUUGAUGAUCGGCAGUCAGAUUUAUGGAAAACUGCUAAGAACAACAUCAGCUCCUGAAGGUGAAACCAUCAUCCUGGACCAGGUCAAUGUUGACUUCAUGGUGGAUGUUGGAAAGGAUAACCUGUUUUUUGUAUGCCCCUUAACCUUAUAUCAUGUGAUUGACAAGACAAGUCCAUUCUUUGAGAUGUCAGUGGACACUCUAAAUCUACAGGACUUUGAGCUAGUGGUAUUUCUGGAUGGAAUGGCUGAGUCCACCAGCUCUUCCUGCCAGGUCAGGACUUCUUACCUACCUCAGGAAAUUAUGUGGGGCUACAAGUUCCUGCCCAUCAUUUCCCGCAGCAAGGAAGGAAGGUAUCGCAUUGACUUUUCCAAUUUUGCCAAAGUUGAGCCGACAAUAACUGCCAGCUCAGCCAGAUGCAUAAAUAAUGAAAACUAUCACUAUUCUACAAAUUGCUUUGAUAAUUACAGCUUUGUGGCCAUUGACAUUGACAAUUCUAUCAAUACAAAAAUUUAAAUUUUAAACUCAAACUCUGUGUAACUUGGAGAU